AUGGAUUCUUCUUCUACCGAUUCUCCUUCUGUUAUAACCGAUAAUUCUCUCGCAACCUUGAAGUUGAGAUUCGAAUCAUCGAAGCAAUUCUGGAGACUCUUUCGAAGAGGCUUUAUCCGAUGGCUUAUCACAUUUGUCCUGAUAUCUCUUCUUUAUGUAACAAUUCGAGUCGUUUCAAAGGACCAAGAUAUGACUGAAGGAGAGAAGCAAUUUUUCAACGCCGUCUCGCUCUACCUGGUUCUAAUGAUUGGAAUGAGUCUUACUUUUGGAUUUGAGGCCAUGGCGAUUGAUCUAAGAUGGUGGAUUUUAAGUAGAAAGGAAAGGAGUCUAAGAGACAUCGAUACAAUUCUACACGCUGACAGCCUUACCACUGUCUCUAGCCUCCUUGGACGCAAAGUUUGGUACAAGAUUAGACAUUUCACUUGGGAUUGGGAUUUGGGCACUAUGAUCAUGUCGUGUUUACUUUGGGUUCUUCUUAAUAUCGGUGCUCAAGUGGCCAUUGCAUCUGUUGGGCUUACAUAUUCAGUUGAUACUGCUGAGAAAUUGGCUCAUAUGUCUCGUGGGAACGUUUCUUAUCCUAACAUGACACAAUUCUUUCCCGUAAAGCUUCCAAAUGGUAGAGCUUCAAUUAACAACUUGGGCGCACAACAAUAUACAGCAAACAGUUUUGGUAUGAUGGCUUUAAAUUUGUGGUCUACUACGCAAACAAUUCCUGAGCCAGCAACAAUCUAUAAAUCUGGGUUGACAGCUGAUUUGUUUGGGGUUAAUAAACGAAGUUGGGUCUUUGUAUUCAUGGAUACUUCUUCUGAUGGCUUAACUUCUGCAUAUUCGGAUCGUACGAUCGAGUCUACAUCGAGCUGUGAGAGUUAUCCUGUGUUGGAAGGAGGAAAUGGCAAUUUUACAAAUUUGAACAUAAGUAAGAAAGGAAACUCGGAGGGUUUCAAGGUUAAAGUACCAAUCGCUGCUGGACCAGAUCAAACAACAUUCUUCACAAAUCCAUUUACAACAUGCGGCGAAGGUUGUAGCAUUGUUGAAGCACUCGAGGCUUCGGCGAACGAACCUUGGUAUUAUAAAUGCAACAUUACGGUUGGCCCUGUUAUCAACGCCCAAAAUGCAAAUCAAGAAGUUUCUCUAUCACUCCGUCACAUGUCAUCAGCUGCAAUCGCUUUACAAGGCUAUGCGGCUAACCCCGAACUAAAUGAUACUCAGUAUCGAAUAUAUGUUUCUGAGUCUACUUGUGGCUAUCCGCGAAAUGGAUCGGCAGUGGAUUUUGGAUAUCAAAUAUCGUAUUUUGCUAUUGGUGCCAUAGCUGCUGCUGCGAAUUCCAACAAUCCUUCAAUAUAUGCUAUUGGAGAUCGGCCGGUUAUAGGAACUCAGCUCAAAAUUACUCAACAUGCACUUCUCUUGGGACUUUUGAUUGGUCUCGUUUCUGUACAAGCGAUCUGUUUUAUAACAACGGCGUUUGUGGCAAAUAAAGUGGUGGUUAAAGAUGAGAGUAUCUUUUCUACAGCGAGUAUACUGCGGCCGGUGAUGAAUUCUUUGGGAGGUCAUGGGAAUGUUGCGGAGGGCGAACAGAUAUGUGAUGUUCUUAGUCAUUUGAGGUUAAGAUAUACGGCUGUUCAAGACGAGAAGGAUAGGUCUGUGUGGAAAGUGGGACUUAGCAACGCUGAACGACUGAAGAGGUUUCCGGAUUUGAAAAUGUAUGAUUGA
Molecule: messenger RNA, 1710 nt
Organism: Botrytis byssoidea
Lineage: Eukaryota; Fungi; Ascomycota; Leotiomycetes; Helotiales; Sclerotiniaceae
Exons: 5
Coding region: 1-1710 (569 amino acids)
Source: RefSeq, a predicted model, not a curated record